AUGUGCGGAAAACUCACCAAGGACUUUGGUCAGUUCAAAGAGGCUUAUAAUGGAUUGAAGGAGUUUUGCGAAGUCUAUGUCGGGAGAGGAAGUCGAGAGGAAGUCGAGAGGAAGGCUGGGACUAUUGGCGAUUUGGGGCAGCUUAUACUCAAACUACAACUCACCAAUGACGCCGUGGAGAUUUUAGCUGACCUCGCAGCUAACGGCGUGAGCUUCGAGGAAAAGGUUGAGCUGACAGAACAUGCCCGAGCUUGCGAUAUCUCGGCUUAUGUGUUACCGCGGGCAAUCUAUAGUCGCAUGUUUGAACGUGGUUAUGUGACAUCGGAGGCACGUAAGAAUGCCAAAGAUGGUGACAUAGUCUGGCUAGAAAUCAUCCAUGGGAUGACCCUAACUCAGUAG
Messenger RNA from Truncatella angustata, 399 nucleotides. RefSeq lists its product as uncharacterized. The coding region runs from base 1 to 399 and encodes 132 amino acids. The record is from RefSeq and is a predicted model, not a curated record. The transcript has a single exon. NCBI's taxonomy places the organism in Eukaryota, Fungi, Ascomycota, Sordariomycetes, Amphisphaeriales, Sporocadaceae.